This is a messenger RNA of Culex pipiens pallens (northern house mosquito), 627 nucleotides long. Its product is annotated as translocator protein-like. Lineage: Eukaryota; Metazoa; Arthropoda; Insecta; Diptera; Culicidae. Gene Ontology annotation, cellular component: mitochondrial outer membrane. The transcript is spliced from 2 exons. The record is from RefSeq and is a predicted model, not a curated record. Bases 96 to 623 code for a protein of 175 amino acids.
UCACAGCAAGCUGGCUCAGCGAAAAGAAGCUUGACGUACAUUUACUGAAACCUUACGUAAAAUUUUCGAUCUCGAGUUAUUUUUUCACCAAAAUCAUGAGUGCUGAAUUUUCGAAAAUUGCUGUGGCCAUCGCGUUGCCCCAGGCUGGCGCCCUGGUCAACACGUACCUGAUUCUGCCGGAGGUUCGCGGCUGGUACCAGAGAUUAGUUUGCAAGCUAUUUCUACCAAUGGACUUUGCGUUUCCGCUGGCUUGGUCCACCCUGCACGCCGGAGCAGGUUACGCGUCCUACUUGGUGUGGAAGGACGGUGGAGGCUUCAGCGGAUCCGCCAAAGGACCCCUGAUCCUGUACGGAACCCAGUUGACCUUGAAUUGGGCUUGGACGCUAAUCUUUUUCAAGCUGCGCUCAUUCAAAUGGAGCUUUGUGGAAUCUCUUGCCGCGGUCGUUGCAACUGGUGCCACCGGAUUUGCAUUUAGCAAAGUGAACAAGAUGGCCGGCUAUUUGUUCAUUCCGUAUUUUGCGGGCUGCCUUUAUUUUUCAAUGCUGAACUUUGACUUUUACCAUACAAAACAGGAGAGAAACUUGUUCGGACAAGCAACUGUAGAAGAAAUCAAAGAAGAAUAAAAAU